GAUCAUGUGACGUCCCUUCUUCUACGCACAAACAAGCUUCUUCCAUGGCGACCUUCACAUUUACUCCCCAUAUCGGCAGGCUCCCAACGCCGCCGUCUCACUCAUUUCCCACCACUUCUUCAAAACGCAAACUCAAAUUCAAUUCCGUCGCCACCACCACCAGAGCCUCCCUUCAAACUUCCCCUCCGACACUCUCCGACCCCUUUGUUCUUCAACUCGCCGAAACUCUCGAAGACUCACUCCCUUCUUCUUCAUCACCCUUUCCCCUCCACAAACUCAGAGAAUCUUCAUCGGAGUCUCUUCUUUCUACUCCAUGGCCCUCUCGCAGAGACGAACCCUUCCGUUUCACCGAUGUUUCUUUCAUAAAACAGUCCCAAAUCCACCCAAUCUCGAAUCCCCCGCAAUCUUCUGACCUAUCGAGCAUCCCUUUAGAAACCCAAUUCACCAAUGUUGUAAUUGUUGAUGGUCAUUUUGUCAAAUCGGUUUCCAAUUUGACUGAAUUGCCAAAUGGGGUUUACGUGGGUAGCUUGAUUGAUCUCCCUUCUGAAAGUAUCGCGAAGAGGGUAUCUGAUUUUGUUGAUCGGAAGUUCGUGGGGGACUUGUUUUGGGCCAUUAAUGGCGUUGGAGCUCCAGAUUUGACGGUGGUGUAUGUCCCGGCGGGGUGUAAAGUGGAGAAUCCAAUCCAUUUGAGGUACUUUUCGAUUCAUGGGGGCGAGGAGGGGUCGAAUGAAUUGGCUAUUUCGAAUCCUAGAGUGUUGGUUAUGGUGGAAAAUGGUGGGGAGAUUGAAAUCAUUGAAGAGUUCUUGAGUGGGGAUCAGGGUAGGUCUUAUUGGGCAAAUCCUGUUUUGGAUGUGGUGAUUGGAAGUGAAGGAAGGGUUAAACAUUCUUAUAUUCAGAAUCAGUCUUUGAAUGCUGCUCAUAUCAAAUGGACUUCUGUUCAGCAGGAAUCAACCAGUGCUUACGAGCUUGUGGAGAUUAGCACUGGCGGAAGAUUGAGUCGACACAAUGUCCAUAUCCAGCAAUUGGGACCAGAGACUACGACAGAAUUAUCAACACUGCACUUAUCAGUUGGCAAUCAAACACAAGAUCUACACAGUAGCCUAGUGCUCGACCACCCACGCGGAUAUUCUCGACAACUUCAUAAAUGUAUCGUCGCCAAUCCCCAAGGACAAGCUGUAUUUGAUGGUAACGUAAAGGUCAACAGAUAUGCACAGCAAACAGACGCAGGACAACUAACAAGGAGUCUUCUUCUAGAACCUCGAGCGACUGUGAACGUCAAACCGAAUCUUCAAAUCAUUGCCGAUGAUGUCAAGUGUUCGCAUGGAGCUGCUAUAAGUGACCUGGAGGAAACCCAACUCUUCUAUUUUCAGGCUCGUGGCAUCGAUUUGAAGACAGCAAGGAAGGCUCUGAUAUUUUCUUUCGGAUCCGAGGUGAUCGAACGCUUGCCUUCCAGUUCCGUUCGCAAGAGAGUCGAGCAUCAUAUAAAAGAAUUGUUGAACCCCACACUUGAAACAUCCCCACACUGACCACAGGCCUUGAAAAUCAAGCAUUUUUAGUUUCAAGUAAGUAUUAUAAUCCCACCUUAUCCUCCAUUUGUAGCUGUGAUGAUAUCAUAUUUAUUGUCCCAAAUAAAUCCUUGUUUUUUUUAA
Molecule: messenger RNA, 1649 nt
Organism: Cucurbita moschata (crookneck pumpkin)
Lineage: Eukaryota; Viridiplantae; Streptophyta; Magnoliopsida; Cucurbitales; Cucurbitaceae
Product: protein ABCI7, chloroplastic-like
Exons: 3
Coding region: 45-1526 (493 amino acids)
Biological process (GO): iron-sulfur cluster assembly
Source: RefSeq, a predicted model, not a curated record